ACUGGUCGUGUCUGUUGCUAAGGAUUUAGGUCUAAGCCUCGAUGUAGUGUUCAUCUGUGUUGCUAUGAUAUUGUGAUGUCACUGUGUUAGUGUUUUGACGUUUGUGUCGUGAAAAUGAUUCUAGAAGUACCUUGAAGACAGAUGCAUGUCUCUGGAAUUGAGUCGAAAUCAACAGUACCGAUGUCGUAACUUUGUUCCAGCACCAUUUGUAACUGCUUGUUGCUGCGACCAGCACCAGUGGCAACGGACUGUCAUUGUGACAAGGCUACACCGCUUGUAG
Messenger RNA from Amoebophrya sp. A25, 280 nucleotides. The record is from the annotation of a GenBank genome assembly. Lineage: Eukaryota; Dinophyceae; Syndiniales; Amoebophryaceae.